GCAGGAGUACUUUCAAUUCUUCAAUGGAAAGGGCGACAUUACCGGCUACGCCGCCACAACGAGGAAGGACGGUGCCCUCAGCCGUUACAAAGCCGUUGGACUCCUUUCUCAUUUGGUUGCACAGAAGCAAGGUUUCAUGCAAUGGUUGAGGGGUUUGAAACCAGUUCAUUGCAUUUUCGUCCGCAUCUUCGAUGAUACCAACGUUUAUGUUACUCCAGAGGCUGGCCCUGCAAAGGGGGCAGACGUUGACUUAGAAGGUGCUGAUUUGACGGAGGAGAGGGAGGAAGAUGAACAGGAGCAGCAGCCUGUGCUUGGCUGCAAGAGGGGCCGUACUGGUCGGCGCAAAGUGCAGCCACUACUUGGAAUGCUGCAGUGGGCUGUUGCCCGCCGAAGUGACAGGCAGCGAGCUGCCGCCGAUGCUGUUGAAUCUGUGCAGCUUUUUGCGCCCUCGCAGGUCAUGCCGAAGGCGAACGCCGCGACCCUGCUCGACCGAAUCGGGAAAUGGAUGCUGCCGGGAGAUGAGGCAGAUAUUGCGAGCAACGCAAAACUGCUGAAGGAGUGCUCCCUGGAGCUCACGGAAGAGCAACUUGACCUCACAUUGCAGAUGCUGAAUACGGACUGGUGUCAGCCAUUGGAUCCUGGAGAGCCGCUGCGCCAUUACUGUGCACCCGGCUGUUGCGCGUCUACGAAGGCUUUUCGUCUCAGGAUGCGCGCGGUGCUGGAUGGUUUGUUCGCCCAUCUCUUUGCAUGCCCUUUGCUUUAUCGCUGGAAAAACUUUGACGAGGCUUGCACAUGGGUAGCAAGGGGCAUGGUGAUCCGGGGUUUAUUGAAGCAAAUUUGGGGGCUCUGUAAACAAGAUGCCGCAGAUAACUUGGAAGACCUUGUGUCGCUGCAAGCUAUGGAUGAAGACAAUCCAGAUAUGAACCCCAGCUUGCGGCAACAGGUUCGAGUAGCCAAAGUUAUGGGCCUGCUCUCGGAACCAGACGCGGCAGCCCGCUUCCUGAAGACCUUGCUG
Symbiodinium necroappetens is the source of this 1015-nucleotide messenger RNA. The record is from the annotation of a GenBank genome assembly. Lineage: Eukaryota; Dinophyceae; Suessiales; Symbiodiniaceae.